Messenger RNA from Leishmania braziliensis MHOM/BR/75/M2904, 1026 nucleotides. RefSeq names its product putative calpain-like cysteine peptidase. The coding region runs from base 1 to 1026 and encodes 341 amino acids. The record is from RefSeq and is a predicted model, not a curated record. The transcript has a single exon. Lineage: Eukaryota; Euglenozoa; Kinetoplastea; Trypanosomatida; Trypanosomatidae.
AUGAAAAAAAAAAAGGGUUAUGGAAAACUUCAGAUUUCUCUUUUUCUUGUCUCGCCUUUUUCACACAACCAGUGCCAUAUAUUUUCUCACCUUCAUACCACCUGUCCACAGCAAAUGACUUCUCAGGAUCAGCAUACUGACAACGCCGCAUGUGUCGACAGCGGAGAGUUCGCUCCACAGGAGCAGGCUGAGGGAGCUCCAGGUGCCGCUGAACAAAGCCUGACCUUUGCCGAUGAAGAGAACCCUGAUCCACCGUGCGAAGUGCAGCGGGCAGAGGAGUGCCCCGAGCAGAGCGUCCCGCUUGAGGAUCUUGAGACUCAGGGCCAUGAGGCCCCUGCUCCCGAGGAGUACGGAGAAGAGCUUGCCGAACACGCACCUCAGCAGUCACAUCCUCCUCAAUAUUGCCCGGAGGACAGCGAGGCCCAGGUAGUCCCGCAGCAGGCUUACGAGGAGGAGGCUCCCCAGGCGUACCUGGAAGAGACCGACGACUACUAUGCCGCACCGCAGCACGCGUACGAAGAGGUGGCCCCUCGCUACGUUCACGCUGCUGCUGCGCCGCCGAGCGCGAUCGUGAAGCCGCGGACGCGCAACGUGAAGAGUGUCGCCCGCUGGGAGCCGGUGGAGUACGACCCGCGUGACGGGAGCGACGAUGAGUUCGAGCUGUCGACGUGUAUGGCGCCGGUAUACGAGGGUGAGGGUGAGGAGGGCAGCGAGGACGCAAGCGUGUUCAAGCACGGCGGGCCGGAUUGCAAAGGGGAGAUCAUGUCGUGCUUCGACGAGCCGAACCUGCUGUACCGGAUCAUUGACCCGAAGAAGAAGACGUGGGCGUUCUACAACGACAGCCUGCCGCAUCUUCGGCAUCGACAAUGUCGAGCGUCACGCUUGUCGAGACCGCCGCUUUCGACGCCUUCUCUGACGUGUGAAAGCAAACAGAGAUUAGACUAUUUGCGUUCACCACGACGAUCUCUUUUGCGUCUGGUUUGGCGAACUCGUGCUCCAUCAGCACACGGCCGCCACGCGACGUGA